Molecule: messenger RNA, 1004 nt
Organism: Benincasa hispida (wax gourd)
Lineage: Eukaryota; Viridiplantae; Streptophyta; Magnoliopsida; Cucurbitales; Cucurbitaceae
Source: RefSeq, a predicted model, not a curated record
UCCUCUCCUCCAUCUCCUCUCUCACCUACUUAUUAUGUUAAUAUCUACGUUUUCCAGAUUCAUUUUUUUUGAUUUGUACUAUUCUAAAUCCCUAGAACUGCUAAGCUGCUCUGGUUUUUGGGGAUUUUAGGGGCUUGAUCUGGUGGGUUUACGGUCAAAUUUUGCAGCUUUUCGAGGUCCUUUUUGUUGGCUUGCUUUCUGUCGGAAGUUAGAAAAUGUUUUUGGUCGAUUGGUUCUAUGGAGUUCUUGCAUCCCUUGGGUUGUGGCAAAAGGAGGCCAAGAUCCUUUUCUUAGGGCUCGACAAUGCUGGCAAAACGACCUUGCUUCAUAUGUUGAAAGAUGAGAGAUUAGUUCAACACCAGCCGACCCAGCAUCCAACUUCCGAAGAGUUGAGUAUUGGUAAGAUCAAGUUCAAGGCCUUUGACCUUGGAGGGCAUCAGAUUGCUCGCCGAGUUUGGAAAGAUUACUAUGCUAAGGUGGAUGCAGUAGUUUAUCUGGUCGAUGCACAUGACAAGGAGAGAUUUGUAGAGUCAAAGAAAGAGUUGGACGCUCUCCUCUCCGAUGAAGCAUUAGCCGAUGUUCCAUUUCUGAUUCUAGGCAAUAAGAUUGAUAUUCCAUAUGCUGCAUCAGAAGACGAGUUACGGUACAACUUAGGCCUGACAAACUUCACCACUGGCAAGGGCAAGGUAAGCCUGGUUGACUCAAAUGUUCGCCCUCUGGAGGUUUUCAUGUGUAGCAUUGUCAGGAAAAUGGGUUAUGGGGAUGGUUUCAAAUGGCUUUCUCAGUACAUUAAGUAGAUUUUAUUUCUUUGUGCUGAGAAACAAAUUAUUUGUUCAACCUUUUACCUGUCAUUCUGUUGGUAUGAAUCUAUGAGUGGUAAGAUCUGUUUUUUACCUUUUUCAUUUCCAAUUGAAACUCCCCCCACACCAAAAUUUGAUUAUAAAUGUUGUAGUGAACUGGCUACUCUAUUCAUCAUUGCUUCUCUCCCCAUGCACUUGUGGACA